AGACACUUUAUAACCCGAAACACGUCAAUGAAGUUGGUCAAUAGGAGCGGUUAGUGCGGAGACGCCACUUAUCGUGUGUCGAAUCCUAGCGCGAUGUCCAGCGUCAAAUUAGAAUAAUCAUCCAUUUUGACGUUUCACACGUUUGCAUCAGACAGCCGACUGUUUACAAAGCGAACUUUAUUGUGGACUUUUUGAGUGUUUUUUUUUUUCAUGAUGGAGGAUCGGAAGGAGGAGAAGGAGGCAGAGAUUCAGGAGCACGGACCCGAACACUGGUUUUCAAACUGGGAGAGGCAGUGCCUCGCCGAGGCCGACCAAGGAGAGCCGAGUAAAGAAGAAGCCGACCAAAACCAAGAGAAACUCUGGCAUAUGUUUCAGAAUUCGGCUACGGCGGUGGCGCAGCUCUAUAAAGAUCGGGUUUGCCAUCAACAAGGCCCGUCCCUGUGGGCGCCGUUUCAGAACGCAGCAACAGCCGUGACCAAUCUCUACAAAGAAAGUGUGGAUGCACAUCAGCGAAGCUACGAGCUCGGGGUCCAGACGGGUCAGCAGAGACGCAACAAGGAGGUCUUGGCCUGGGUCAAGAAGAGAAGAAGAAACAUCUGGAGGGAAGAUCUGAUCAGCUUCCUGUGUGGCAAAACACCGCCUCCGAGGGUCUCCAGAGCCACGCCCAGAAUUCCGCCCAACCGCCCGGCUUCAUCGGAUCCAGUCUCGUCUGUAGAGACUGACCUGCAGCCUUUCCGUGAAGCCAUCGCUCUGCACGGUCUGAGCGGCGCGAUGGCAAGCAUCAGUGUCCGUUCCGGUGCUCCGGGUUCUCCCACCCACGUGGGCGGCAGCUCGAACCCGGGCCGCAGGAGAAACGGGCUCCACGACGUCGACUUGAACACUUUUAUAGCAGAGGAGAUGGCGUUGCACCUGGAGAACGGCGGCAGCAGGAAGCGCACCAGCGCCCAGUGCAGCGACGUCAUCACGGACUCGCCGACCCACAAACGCAACAGGACGAUCUGAGCCCGAGAACAAAUGCGCACACAACACACACACACGCACACACACAAAACACACAUGCUGCUCAAAAAUAAAGCCAAUUAAUCCUCA
Molecule: messenger RNA, 1089 nt
Organism: Clarias gariepinus (North African catfish)
Lineage: Eukaryota; Metazoa; Chordata; Actinopteri; Siluriformes; Clariidae
Gene: hapstr1a
Product: HUWE1 associated protein modifying stress responses a
Exons: 4
Coding region: 211-1002 (263 amino acids)
Source: RefSeq, a predicted model, not a curated record